Messenger RNA from Trichogramma pretiosum, 1091 nucleotides. RefSeq lists its product as uncharacterized. Gene Ontology annotation, cellular component: cytoplasm. Gene Ontology annotation, molecular function: ubiquitin conjugating enzyme binding; ubiquitin protein ligase activity. Gene Ontology annotation, biological process: proteasome-mediated ubiquitin-dependent protein catabolic process; multicellular organism development. Bases 122 to 1066 code for a protein of 314 amino acids. The transcript has 5 exons. Lineage: Eukaryota; Metazoa; Arthropoda; Insecta; Hymenoptera; Trichogrammatidae. The record is from RefSeq and is a predicted model, not a curated record.
GUUUCGCUCGUCUAGCGAGGCACGCGCGCGUCAAUCUCGACACAAACACGUCGGAUUUCCUGCGACAGGAUAUCGAACUAGAGAGAAAAAAAAGCAAUAUUAGCAAGAUAAAAGACCGAUCAUGGACGCGGCCAUAAACGAACUGCGGCACAAGUUCGCCGAGGACCUCGAGGACAUACUCCAGUGCCCGAUCUGCUACGACUGGCUGACGGAGACGGUGCCGAUGUGCGCGCAGGGCCACCACGUCUGCGUCAAGUGUCUCGGCCACCUGCGCCGCUGUCCACUGUGCCAGGGCGACUUCAACGGUUCGCGCAGCUACCUCGCCGAGUCACUCGUGCAAAAGUUCAACGAUCUCAAACUGGCGUUGGUCAAUUACGACGAGAUGAGCAGCAGCUGCAACGACGUCGACGGCCAGGACUCGUCCACGGCCACGGACCAAGAUCACGACGGCCAACAGCUGGAUCGCAGCGCCAGCCAGGAGACCCAGACCGACGAGUCGUUUUCGUCGUCCGACGAGAGCCUGAACGAACCGCUGAGGCUCGCCCCGAGCGUGGGCACGGGUAAGUAUCCGUGUCGCAUCGGCGACUGCAGACAAGAGCUCGCCCACGGACGCAUGAUACCCCACAUCAAGUACUAUCAUCCCGAGGCCCUCAUAAUGGACAAGACGAACCGCGACUGCGGCUACGAGUUCCAGUGGACCCUGCUGUACGACCCGUCGACCACCUACAGUCAGGCGCUCGCCCUCACCAAGAUGGGCCUGUUCUUCUUCCGGCUGGCGAUCGGCCAGGAGGGCGAGGUGCGCGGCCACCUGCGCGUCGUCAAUACGCGGCUGCGCGCCGCCGAGUUCCGCUACACCCUCGAGAUCACCAACGGCCGCGACGCCAGCUCCUACACCGGACCGGUACUGGGCUGUAGGGGCACGAGAAUCAUGAAGAACACGCCGGGUUUGUUCGUCAAUCACUCGACGAUGACCUACAUCCGGAACGGUCGCAACAAGUUCUUCUGCAACUUGAAGCUCAAGCGUCUUUCGUACGACGAGAUGUUGAACGCCAUCAAGGGUGAUUAGGGAUAUGGAGAAAGCAAAAAAAAAA